Rhizophagus irregularis DAOM 181602=DAOM 197198 is the source of this 1641-nucleotide messenger RNA. NCBI's taxonomy places the organism in Eukaryota, Fungi, Glomeromycota, Glomeromycetes, Glomerales, Glomeraceae. The record is from RefSeq and is a predicted model, not a curated record.
UCUAAAGUCUAAACUUUAAAUCGAUAAGUGUUACACACUUUGGCGCACUAAUAUAUUUUAAAAUUUAAAGUUUGGUUUAUCAUGCGACUUAACGGGGGACACCAACAAAGACCAUUUAAGAAUGAUAAAGAAACAGGCAACGCGUCUCCAGUUUGGGAAGCUACCUCUUACACCUUAGAGGAAUACAAAACCAUUCAAGCUAACCUCUCUAAACAAUUAGGACCAGAGUAUGUUAGCAGUCGUCCAGGUCCCGGAGGUGGCAAAGUAAUUUAUUUAGAAGGAUGGAAAGCAAUGAAUUUAGCUAAUGAUGUCUUUGGUUUUAAUGGAUGGUCGUCAAGUAUAGUUGAUAUAACGGUCGAUUUUGUUGAUUGCAAUCACGAUACCGGUAAGUUUUCUAUUGGCGUAGCGGUAACCUGCAGAGUAACCCUCAAGGAUGGGACAUUUCAUGAGGAUAUUGGAUAUGGUUCUUGCGAUAAUUUGAAAAGCAAGGCAGGCGCUUUCGAAAAGGCAAAAAAAGAAGCGGCGACGGAUGCACUAAAGCGUGCUUUAAGAAUGUUCGGAAAUUUGAUGGGUAAUUGCAUGUAUGAUAAAAAAUAUGGACAGGAAAUAGCUAAAGUGAAAGUACCUUCGUCAAAAUUUGCUGUUGACGAGUUAUAUAGGAAAGCAGAAUUCGCUCCAAAAGUAAUACCUAUUCCCGAACCUCCUAUAACAAUAAAUAACACAAAAUCAGAUGGAAAUAUAUAUUUAAAUCAAGAGAUUACUCAAAAACUAGCCCAAAAUUUCAUAAAUAGUAUAGAAAAUCCGGAAACAUCCUUAAAUUCAGAACGAUUAACAAUUAAUGAUCCAAGUAAUAAGGUUUCUGAUAAUUUAUUAUUAACGCCAAAUAUACAAACUAAGAUAACCAAUACGGAAGGUAUAGGAAACAAUUUAAGCCCGUCUGCGAUUAAUGCGCAAUAUGAUGCCUUGGACUCUCAAUAUGCGCAUUUGUUUUCUGAAUUCGACAAUCUAUCACCGCAAAUUGAUUCAUUUGUCGAGCACUCACCAAAUGAAGAUAGGCUGGAUUGUUUUAAUAAUGCUUCGAUUGAACAAUCGAGUCAUUCACCUUAUCCAACACGUAUUACACAAAGUCUUCAAGUCUCAUCAUUGAAUCAGUCCUUGCAGAUGGAACACAAUAAGUUGUUAUCUAAACCUACGUUGGAUAAGACUAAUGAGGCUUCACAGUUUAAUCCUAUUAAUGACAAAAAUAAGCAUAUUCGACCCUUUUUAAAAGAUAAUACUUACAGUUUUUCGUCCAAUUCUAAUUCUACGUGGACCAAUACAGUUAAUAUUGAACCAUCGAGAAUAUCUCAAAAAGUUGAUAGUCCGAAUUGUUCCAAGAAUAACGGUAAGGAUAAUUUCAAUUACAAUGGAGCUAGGAACGAAAAUAAUCAAGGUACGAAUACUUUGGGAACUACCGGACAAAUAACUGGAAUCAAAAGAUCCAACAAUAUAUGCAGUCUACCGGGGUAAGUUAGCUACGUUUAUUUGCAAUUUUUAAUUAUCAAUUUAUGAUUGGUUUAUUUUAUUUUAUUUAUCCAUUUAUCCUUUUUUUUUCUUUUUUUUUUAUAAAUAAAUGCUAGCAAUUAUGAGUAUACAGGACAA